AUGGCGCUGCUCUCCUCCGCCUUGCUGGCCCUCUCGCUAGUCGCACGCACACGAGCAUGGCCUCAACUACCGACUGCCGAUGGCGACUUCGGCGCCUUCAUGACCCUUCCAGUCAUUCCUUACACCACACAACACGACGCCAGCGCCGAGGUUGCCCCCCGAGGACUGACACUUCCCGCCGAUGAGGAUGCCGAGUCGGUGAUCAUGACCCUGCCGGUGGUCUCGAAACUGAGGAGGAGACGAGUGAACGGGAACCGCCCACGGAAACUCUUGGUCGACGACAUUCUGAGCAACGAUUUAGAAGUUUUGCCCGCCGCCCCAAAACUCAAGCCCCCGGUCGCAGUUCGAGAUCUGCCAGUGGACGAGGAAGUCGACAUGAAGGCCACUUUCGUCACCUUGCCCGUUAUCCACUCCACGAAGCGCGGGGUUUUCAGCCGACAGGUCGAGGCGAAGCUUGCUAACCGUUCUGAUGUGGCCUACUAUGCCCAACUGAACAUCGGCACUCCCCCACAACCCGUCUAUGCCCAGCUCGACACCGGCUCUUUCGAGCUCUGGGUGAACCCGGACUGCACCGUCCUGAGUGCCUCCGAUCAGCGCUUCUGUGAAGCCGUCGGCUUCUACGACACGACCCGCUCCUCCACCGCCAAAGCUCUCCAGACCUCGAAGACUCUCCGUUACGGCAUCGGCGCCGCCAAUAUCACCUACGUCCGCGACAACCUCGCUCUCGCCGGUUCCCAAUCCACCAUGCAGCAGGUUCAAUUUGGUGUCGCCACUAGCUCCGAAGAUCAAUUCGCUGGUAUCCUCGGUAUUGGCGCCGGAGAAGGGGUUAACACGCGUUAUAAGAAUCUGAUCGACGAGCUUGCCUCGCAAAACGUGACAAGAACGAAGGCAUUCAGUCUGGCUCUGGGAUCGAAGGACGAGCAGGAAGGAGCCAUUAUCUUUGGAGGAAUCGACACUUCGAAGUUCUCCGGACCCCUUGCCCGGCUGCCGAUCGUACCUGCGGACCAGUCACCAGAUGGCGUUGCGCGGUACUGGGUCAACAUGAACCAGCUUAGCAUCACCCCGCCCAGCGGCCGCACGCGAUACUACCCGAACAGCAACAUGCCCGUCUUCCUCGACAGCGGCGCCACCCUCACCUUGCUGCCAGCAGACCUCGCGAACAACAUUGCUACAGACUUCGGAUCACCAGGCCUCGACGCCAACGGAUUUUAUCCCAUUUCAUGUACUCUGGUCAACCUGAACGGAACCGUGGAUUUCGACUUUGAUGGAAUGAAGAUCAAGGUGCCGUAUAAAGAGAUGAUUCGGGAGGUCCGCACGAGCCCGCCGGCGUGCUACUUGGGUAUUGUGCCGAACUCGGAUUUCACGCUGCUGGGUGAUACGUUCUUGCGCUCAGCCUAUGCCGUCUUCGAUCUCGAUACCAACUCUGCUUACCUGGCACAAUACGUCAACUGCGGCACACGUACGAUGCCCAUCAGUCGCCCGGAAGACAUUCCCGCCAUUCGCGGCUUGUGUAAGGGUGCGGUCACCACGCCUCCGGUGGCCAACAAUGGUACCGCCACCAUUCCCGGUGGAAGUGGGGCCGGUGCCGGUGCCGGGACCGGCUCAAACUCGGGCUCUGGCUCCGGCUCCGGCUCAGGUACUGGUUCUGGGGUUGGUUCGAACCUCCCGACCGGCGCCUCUCCUGAAAUGUCAGGACUGCCGUCAUCACAAACGCCAUCCUCGGCCUCGAUAUCAGCACCAAGUGUAAUGGCGAUGUUGUCAAUUAUCUUGACAGCGAUGUUGAUGUGA
Molecule: messenger RNA, 1788 nt
Organism: Colletotrichum karsti
Lineage: Eukaryota; Fungi; Ascomycota; Sordariomycetes; Glomerellales; Glomerellaceae
Product: eukaryotic aspartyl protease
Exons: 3
Coding region: 1-1788 (595 amino acids)
Biological process (GO): proteolysis
Molecular function (GO): aspartic-type endopeptidase activity
Source: RefSeq, a predicted model, not a curated record